AUGAGUGAGGGAUCAAGUGUGACUCGUGAGAAUUUCUUGGCAUGUUCAGAGCAAAUUGGACGUAGUUCACCCGAACUUUGGCCUGAACAAUUGCCAGGCGCUUGGGAUAUGUGGAAGAAUGUAUGCUUUUUUUACUAUCUAUCGUAUUUUAAUGGGUUCUGA
Messenger RNA from Anisakis simplex (herring worm), 162 nucleotides. The record is from the annotation of a GenBank genome assembly. NCBI's taxonomy places the organism in Eukaryota, Metazoa, Nematoda, Chromadorea, Rhabditida, Anisakidae.